AUGACGAGCAUAUUUCUUACCAUCACAGAAUAUUGUAUGAUUGUCGGGAAGAUUGGAUUCCUUUCGAAUGCAAUCUUCGGAGGAGUUCUGGUUUUGCUCACACUGUUUUGUAUCAAAAGACAGUUCGGGUCGUAUAAGAAAUUGUUGGUCAAUUUUCAAGUUGUUGGUUUUAUAUUCGCGUUGAUUGAGUUUUUAUUUCCAGUUAUCCUCCACACAUACAAUCGUUCACUAGCCUACUUCAGUCACUCUCCUGUCUUCCAUUUAACAAAAUGUUCUCUUGAAUUGUUGAUUGGCAUUUCGACUGGAGUAUUCGCUGCAACUUUAUGUCUUCUAGCAAUCCAAUUUUUAUACCGAUACUGGGCGGUAUUUGACACAUCAAAACUGGUGUAUUUUGAAGGAUGGUAUUAUCUCAUUUGGAUAGUGUACAUGUUCGUUUUUGGUUUCUUCUGGGCGUAUUCUGUUAGCUACUGUUUCUCACUUGAUGAUGCCGGAAAACAAUAUCUAGCCGACGAGAUUUACUCUAAAUAUCAGGAAAAUGUAUCUGAAAUUCCAAUAUUGAGUUUGAUGUCUUAUGAAGUGUCAAAUGGGAAAGUAUUUAUGGAGUUUUGUUGA
Caenorhabditis remanei is the source of this 612-nucleotide messenger RNA. RefSeq lists its product as uncharacterized. The transcript has 2 exons. The coding region runs from base 1 to 612 and encodes 203 amino acids. The record is from RefSeq and is a predicted model, not a curated record. NCBI's taxonomy places the organism in Eukaryota, Metazoa, Nematoda, Chromadorea, Rhabditida, Rhabditidae.